This is a messenger RNA of Effrenium voratum, 1407 nucleotides long. NCBI's taxonomy places the organism in Eukaryota, Dinophyceae, Suessiales, Symbiodiniaceae. The record is from the annotation of a GenBank genome assembly.
AUGGAGCCGGUGGCCUAUGACGAGUGCUUCGUGCCCAUGUCCCCUUCGGCCGCCAGCACCGUCGCCGACGAUGUGGGUCCCGAGGGCUCGUUGGGCUCGCGGCGCUCUGAGCUGCCCAAUGAGGACACAGAUGGCGAUGCGCCCACGGAGUGCCCAAAGGGGCCGGCCGACUUCUUGCCCUCCCAGGGCAGCACGCUGCUGCGUGCCAAGGCCCUCACGAAGCUGGCGCUGGAUGCGGCCUGCAACCGCCCCCGCGCCGAGGAAAAGUCCCAGGUCCGGCGGCUGCGGGAGGAGUGCCAGGCGGCGCGGCGCCGCAUCUCGUGCAACGCGAGCUCUGUGAAGGCCACCUGGGCCACCGGCCGGGCUUUGGAGGCGGCGCUUUUGCAGCUGGAGGCGGCCAGGGGCCGCCUUCGCGCGGCGCGGAAGGGCCAGCAGCUGGCAGUGUGCCGCCAGCGCCUGGAGGCGGUGAACGCUAUGGAGGAGGCCACCGACCUGCUGGAGGCGCUGCAGACGGAGCGGGAGGCGCUGCAACUGCUGCGCCGGGAGCUGGAUGCGCUGGACCGAGAGGUGGCGGCCAGUGUGGAGGCGGGCGCCGAGCUCCACGGGCGCCUCAGGAAGGAUUUGGCCAGCCGGCGCCGGGACUUGCGGGCGGAGGAGGCCGGCGUGGAGUUUUGGGCGCGGAAGGCGAAGCAGGCGGAGGAGGAGGCCAAGCUGCUGUGCCGGAAGGUGGUGGAGACCAUCCAGUGGACUGACCUGGAAUGCUGCAAGGCCUCGCAGGCGGUGCAGCUCUGCCUGGCGCGGCUGCUGGAGCAGCACCAGCUGCGGCGCCGCCGCUACGAUGCCCAGCUCAAGGAGCUGGAGGUUGCCAUCUCCUGUGCCACUUGGACCACCAGAGAGCGACCCAGGAGUGGAAAUAACAACAGCGAGUCGGCAGAGGCGCAGAGGGCCAGGGUGAUCCUUUACGAGCUGAACACCAGCCAAAAGCACUUGAAGGCCUUGGUGCAGCAGUGCAAGAAGAACUUGCGCCUGCUCGAGGCCUGCAAGAACCCCGCCCUGGUCAAGUCGACCUCCAAGGACCUGCGCCCGGUCCCCCGGGACGCCCAAAGCGGCCUCGGCGGGCCCAGCGGGUCCAACGGUUCCAACGGCGCGCGAGAGCCCCGCGCACGGCCCAGUAGCGCACCCAGCUGCCGACCCAUGAGACGCAGCGCGAGUGCUGCGGAGCUGCGACCAGAGGACGACUUGCAGGACCUGUGGCACCUGCGCUUCGAGGAGCGCGAGCUGCGCAGCGAGCUGCGGACCUGCGAGGACGGCGUGGAGCGCUGCGCGGCCUGGGCCAAGGUCUUGGCGGACCUGGAGGACGAGGUGACAGAGACAAUGCUCCGCAGGGGCGGGUUCCGUGGCCUGUGA